AUGGCCACCGCGCGUGACCGUGACCAGCUUCGUCCGCCGUUGCAGGAGGUAUACAACAUCAUCCCGAUCCACGAUGUCUUAAGGGAACACCCUUCGCUGCAUUACCCGGAGGUUCGAGCCGCCGCGGCGGCGCUUAAAGUAGUCGGAGACCUUCCGAAACCUCCGUUCGUCGAUUUCACACCUCGCAUGGACUUGAUGGACUGGCUAGGUCAUCUCUUCGGUUUCCAAUUAGAUAACGUUCGGAAUCAGAGAGAGAAUCUCGUCCUUCACUUAGCUAACUCCCAAAUGCGGCUCCAACCGCCGCCACGUCAUCCCGACGGCCUCGAUCCCACCGUUCUCCGUCGUUUCCGGAAGAAGCUGCUCCGUAACUAUACCAAUUGGUGCUCCUUCCUCGGAGUGAGGUGCCACGUCACCAGCCCAGUCCACAGCCGUCAUCAGACCAACGUCGUUUUGAAUCUCCGUCGAGAGCUUCUCUAUGUGGCUCUGUACCUCUUGAUUUGGGGAGAAUCCGCGAAUCUCCGGUUUAUGCCGGAGUGUAUCUGCUACAUAUUCCAUCACAUGGCCAUGGAGCUCAACAAAGUUCUCGGCGGAGAGUUUGAUGAUAUGACCGGAAUGCCUUACUGGCCUUACUUCUCCGGUGAUUGCGCCUUCCUAAAGAGUGUGGUAAUGCCGAUUUACAAGACGGUUAAGACGGAGGUUGAGAGUAGCAACAAUGGGACGAAGCCACACUCGGCUUGGAGAAACUACGACGACAUUAACGAGUAUUUCUGGAGCAAGAGAGCCUUCAAGAGUCUUAAAUGGCCUCUUGACUCCACCAGUAACUUCUUCGGCACCACGCCCAAAAGCAGCAGAGUAGGGAAGACGGGAUUUGUGGAGCAGAGAUCGUUUUGGAAUGUCUUUAGAAGCUUUGAUCGGUUAUGGAUUCUAUUGCUUCUCUUCUUGCAAGCAGCUAUUAUCGUCGCUACUAGUGAUGUUAAGUUUCCGUGGAAAGACCAGGAUGUGGAGGUUGCAUUGUUGACCGUUUUCAUCUCGUGGGCGGGAUUGAGGUUGCUCCAGUCUGUGCUUGACGCUAGUACUCAGUAUAGUUUGGUGAGCAGAGAAACGUUCUGGCAGUUCGUCAGACUGAUUUUGAAGUUCGUGGUGGCUGUGACAUGGACGGUUUUGUUUUCGGUCUUCUACGCUAGGAUUUGGAGCCAGAAGAAUGCGGAUCGUCGUUGGUCUCGAGCUGCAAACGAUAGGAUUGUCGUGUUUCUCAAGGUAGUUUUCGUGUAUCUUAUCCCCGAGAUGCUGGCUCUUGUGCUGUUUAUUGUUCCCUGGAUAAGGAACUGGAUCGAGGAGCUGAACCUUGGGCUUGUGUACUUUCUUACCUGGUGGUUCUAUAGCAAGACUUUUGUUGGUCGUGGGAUGAGGGAAGGCCUUGUGGACAAUGUUAAGUAUUCGAUCUUUUGGGUUAUUGUACUGGCCACGAAAUUCAUUUUCAGCUACUUUUUACAAAUCAGACCUCUAAUUGCUCCGACCAGGGCACUCCUGAAACUAGAAAAUGGGGCGUACAAAUGGCACGAGUUUUUCGGCAGCACACAGAGAAUAGCGGUGGUGAUGCUCUGGCUCCCUGUUAUUUUGGUUUACCUAAUGGAUUUGCAGAUUUGGUACUCGAUCUAUUCAUCCUUUGUAGGUGCAACAAUCGGUCUGUUUUCCCACUUGGGGGAGAUCCGGAACAUUGAUCAGUUGAGACUUCGGUUUCAGUUCUUUUCAAGUGCAAUGCAGUUUAACCUUAAACCUGAAGAGCAUCUCCUCGGCCCUAAAGCUACACUUCUUAAGAAGGCUCGUGAUGCUAUUCACCGGCUGAAGCUGCGGUACGGAAUUGGUCAGCCUUUCAACAAGAUUGAAUCUAGUCAAGUUGAAGCGACUUGGUUUGCCUUGUUAUGGAAUGAGAUCAUCCUCACAUUUAGAGAGGAAGACCUUAUCAGUGACAGGGAGGUUGAGCUGCUUGAGUUGCCACCUAACUGUUGGAAUAUCCGGGUUAUUCGCUGGCCCUGUUUCCUCCUCUGCAAUGAGCUCCUACUUGCACUAAGCCAGGCAAAUGAGCUCUGUGAUGCUCCUGAUCGCUGGCUUUGGUCGAAAAUCUGCACCAGUGAGUACAGGCGUUGUGCUGUUAUGGAAGCUUUCGAUAGCAUCAAAUUCGUGGUUCUGAAAAUUGUCAAAAACGGCACGGAGGAAGAGUCCAUACUGAACAGGUUGUUCUCGGAAAUUGACGAAAACAUGGAAAACGGAAAGGUAACUGAUGUAUACAAGCUGUCAGUACUACUCCGGAUUCACGAGAAGCUAAUAACACUUCUUGAGCGUCUGAUGGACCCAGAAAAGAAAAUAUUCAGGAUUGUGAAUACACUGCAAGCUCUGUAUGAGCUCUGCGCAUGGGAAUUUCCAAGAAAUAGGAGGACCACUCAGCAGUUGAGGCAGCUUGGCUUGGCCCCCGUUAGUUUGGAUGCAGAUACCGAAUUGCUGUUUGUCAAUGCCAUUGAUCUCCCUCCUAUCAGUGAUGUUGUCUUCUAUAGGCAGAUAAGGCGGGUCCAUACAAUUCUUACUUCUAGAGAUCCAAUGCAUAAUGUGCCUAAGAAUCUUGAGGCCAGAGAGCGUCUUGCCUUCUUUAGCAACUCUCUCUUUAUGAGCAUGCCCCAGGCUCCCAGUGUAGAAAAGAUGAUGGCUUUCAGUGUGUUGACUCCUUACUAUGACGAGGAAGUGAUGUACCGACAAGAAAUGCUCCGAGCUGAGAAUGAGGAUGGAAUUUCCACCCUUUUCUACCUUCAAAGAAUAUAUGAAGAUGAAUGGGUGAAUUUUGUGGAGCGGAUGCGUAGAGAGGGAGUGGAGAAUGAGAAUGAGAUCUGGUCAAAGAAGGUUAGGGAUCUUCGCCUCUGGGCUUCAUAUAGGGGACAGACGUUGUCCAGAACAGUUCGGGGUAUGAUGUAUUAUUAUAGUGCCUUGAAGAAGCUUGCCUUUCUUGAUUCUGCUUCUGAAAUGGACAUCAGGAUGGGAACUCAGAUUGCUCCUGAGCCACGCCGUUCGUACUACACAAGUGAUGGUGGGGAUAACACACUGCAACCAACACCUUCUCAGGAGAUUAGCAGAAUGGCUAGUGGUAUAACCCAUUUGCUUAAAGGGUCUGAGUAUGGGAGUGCUAUGAUGAAAUUCACAUAUGUUGUGGCAUGCCAAGUUUAUGGACAGCAUAGAGCAAAAGGAGACCACAGGGCUGAGGAGAUUCUGUUCCUGAUGAAAACUCAUGAGGCCCUUCGUGUUGCGUAUGUUGAUGAGGUUAACUUGGGAAUAAAUGGGGUCGAGUUCUACUCAGUUCUUGUGAAAUUCGAUCAACAACUUCAGAGAGAGGUGGAGAUCUAUCGAAUCAGACUGCCAGGCCCUUUGAAGCUUGGCGAGGGAAAACCAGAAAACCAAAACCAUGCUAUAAUAUUUACACGAGGUGAUGCGAUUCAGACCAUUGAUAUGAAUCAAGAUAACCAUUUCGAGGAGGCACUUAAAAUGAGGAAUCUGUUGGAAUCUUUCAAGAAUCACUAUGGCAUUAGGAAGCCUACUAUUCUUGGAGUCCGUGAGAAAGUUUUCACUGGUUCGGUGUCUUCACUCGCAUGGUUCAUGUCUGCUCAGGAAACGAGUUUUGUAACCCUAGGACAGCGUGUGCUUGCCAACCCGCUGAAAGUGAGGAUGCAUUAUGGUCAUCCUGAUGUAUUUGAUCGGUUUUGGUUCGUCCCUCGAGGUGGAAUCAGCAAGGCCUCUAGAGUGAUUAAUAUCAGUGAGGAUAUAUUUGCUGGUUUCAAUUGCACUUUAAGAGGUGGGAACGUGACUCAUCAUGAAUACAUUCAGGUAGGCAAGGGAAGGGAUGUGGGUUUGAAUCAGAUAUCUAUGUUUGAAGCAAAAGUAGCCAGUGGUAAUGGCGAGCAAGCAUUAAGCAGAGACGUUUACAGGUUGGGUCACAGGCUGGAUUUUUUCAGAAUGCUCUCUUUCUUCUACACAACAGUUGGCUACUACUUCAACACGAUGUUGAUAGUAUUCACUGUUUAUGCAUUCCUGUGGGGUCGGCUUUAUCUAGCGCUUAGUGGUGUUGAGAAAAUAGCAAAGGAUAGGAGUAGCAGCAAUGAAGCUCUUGGUGCAAUCUUGAAUCAGCAAUUUGUUAUUCAGCUAGGGCUUUUCACUGCACUUCCAAUGAUUCUUGAAAACUCGCUGGAGCGUGGGUUUCUUCCAGCAGUUUGGGACUUCAUAACAAUGCAGCUACAACUAGCAUCUUUUUUCUACACGUUUUCCUUGGGGACUCGAAGCCAUUACUUUGGCCGGACUAUACUCCAUGGUGGAGCCAAGUACCGUGCCACUGGAAGAGGUUUCGUGGUUGAGCAUAAGAAAUUUGAUGAGAACUACAGACUGUAUGCUCGAACUCAUUUCAUCAAGGCCAUUGAGCUCGCUAUUAUCUUGUUGGUAUAUGCGGCUUAUAGCCCGUUGGCUAAGAGCUCGUUGGUUUACAUACUGAUGACGAUUUCGAGCUGGUUCCUUAUCACAUCUUGGAUUAUUUCUCCGUUUCUGUUUAACCCAUCUGGUUUCGAUUGGCUCAAAACAGUGAAUGAUUUCGACGAUUUCAUGAACUGGCUAUGGUCCAGAGGCGGGUUGUUCACGAAAGCAGACCAGAGUUGGUUUACGUGGUGGAACGAGGAACAAGAGCAUCUGAGAACAACCGGAGUGUGGGGAAAACUGCUUGAGAUUAUACUUGAUCUCCGCUUCUUCUUUUUCCAGUAUAGCAUUGUGUACCAUCUUCGCAUUGCGGAAGAUCGGACCAGCAUUGGUGUAUACUUGGUUUCUUGGGGAUGCAUUAUUGGCAUUGCUGCGAUUUACAUCACAACAAUCUACGCACAGAAAAGAUAUUCAGUGAAGGAGCAUAUUAAAUACAGAUUCAUUCAGUUCUUAGUGAUAUCGCUCACGGUUCUUGUGGUGGUGCUGAUGCUGCAGUUCACUAAACUUACAGUAGUUGAUUUGUUGAUAAGUCUCAUGGCUUUUAUCCCUACAGGCUGGGGUUUGAUUUCCAUAGCUCAAGUACUGAGACCGUUUCUGAUAUCGACAGUGGUUUGGGACACAGUGAUCUCUGUUGCCCGCCUUUACGACCUGUGCUUUGGGUUGAUAGUUUUGGCUCCAGUUGCACUGCUUUCGUGGUUGCCUGGUUUUCAGAAUAUGCAAACUCGGAUUUUGUUCAAUGAAGCUUUUAGCAGAGGCUUGCAGAUUUCUAUCAUUCUUGCUGGCAAAAAAUCCACUUGA
Molecule: messenger RNA, 5301 nt
Organism: Thlaspi arvense
Lineage: Eukaryota; Viridiplantae; Streptophyta; Magnoliopsida; Brassicales; Brassicaceae
Source: the annotation of a GenBank genome assembly